This is a messenger RNA of Vigna unguiculata (cowpea), 921 nucleotides long. Lineage: Eukaryota; Viridiplantae; Streptophyta; Magnoliopsida; Fabales; Fabaceae. The record is from RefSeq and is a predicted model, not a curated record.
AUGCAGGCAUACACAAACAUAUUUGAGUACUUGGCCAGGUUCUACUCGCCCACCGUCAUCGAGGAGUGGAGAUGUAGAAAAUAUGAGGGUGGGUUGAAACACGAGUUACGUCGUUUUAUUGUACCUCUCCGGAUCAGGGAGUUUCCAAUCUUGGUGGAGCAGGCCAAGGCUUGCUACAAUUGUGGUGGGGAGCAUUUUCGGAGGGAUUGUCUAAAACCCUCAGGAAACUCUAGUGGUGGUGGUGGUAGCACUGGUAAGUGCUACGUUUGUGAUCAGUCGGGCCAUUUUGCACGUCACUGCCCGAAUAAGAAACCGACUGGAGGUGUACCAGCGAAGAAACCAGUCGGGGAUCGACCUAGAGCCCCUGGUCGUGUAUUCGCCUUGACGACUACCGAGGCAGCCCAGUCAGGUAACUUAGUACAGACUAUUUGUUUGUUGUUUGAUCACGAGGUUGUUGUAUUGUAUGACUCAGGAGCUACCCAUUCAUUUGUAUCCAAUGAAUGUGUGAGGAGGCUCAGUCUAGUGAUGCGAGAGCUGGCGUGCGAGUUAAUAAUUGCGACACCAACGUCGGGAGAGGUAUCCGCCACAUCUAUUUGUGUGGGAUGCCCUAUGGAGGUGGCAUGCCGCAAGUUUAAGGUGAAUCUCAUCUGCUUACCAAUGGAAGGGUUGGACAUGAUUCUGGGUAUGGAUUGGUUGGCCAACAACCAUGUGGUAAUCGAUUGCGGGCAACGCAAGGUGGUGUUUCCAGAUGUAGAAGGACUGGAAUUGAUAUUAUCCAACCAAGCAGAGAAGGAGAUUGAAGCGGGAGCUACAUGUUUUAUGAUAGUAGCUCAGACGGAGAAGAAGAGUACUGUAGAGAAGAUUAGUAUGAUUCCAGUGGUAGAUGAAUACGUAGAUGUCUUCCCUGAUGAAAUCCCAUAA